GGAAAUUCCUCUUCGUAGCUCUGGCUUGUGCAAGCGUUAUCUAAAGCAAGCUAUAUAAAGAUAUCAAAAAAGCUCACUGUCAAAUGGGUGACGUUCAUUGCUUGUUGGUGAUGAUCCUUGUCCUGUAUUUUCCCUUACGUGUUAAAACUGGUGCCUUAAAGAAUGGCGAUAUAAGCAGUGAUGUUACAACCAAGAAAACCGAUCCUUUCAAGGCCGUAGAUAUGAUCAACUUAUUCAGAUCUUCGAACUUCCCCGAAAGGAGAAAAUUAAUACAAAGAAAAGCAAAAAAGAAAUUUGCCAAAACUCUCAGAAGGAACGAUAGCACAGGUUGUUCGAGCGAAACCGAAAGUUCGGACUACUCCGACAACAAUUUCGAAACUUCGGAAUACGUCGACGAUGUUUACGACAAUCGAUUCAAUUCGGAUGGUUCAGAUGACCCCAAAAAGUCUGGAGGAUCGGGCACGGACUCUGAGAGGUGCUGUAAUGGAUAUCCGUAUUAUGAUCCAAACGACUCGGAUUACUAAGAGAGACAACACGUUUUGUGUCUUAUUAACGCUAUCAUUUUUUUUUUCAUACGACAGAAAUCUUGUUCCUUUGUUUUGCGUCAGUGUGUUUAUCUAACCCUUAAAAAAUUAGCUUUGAUCUACACGCUUCAGUUACACGAUAUUAAAUUUUGGCGCCUCCUAUGAAGCGAUCUUUUGCUCUUGGUUUUUUUAGGUGGAAGAUUGUUGGUUGUGUAGGGAUUAAUAAACA
Molecule: messenger RNA, 753 nt
Organism: Pocillopora verrucosa
Lineage: Eukaryota; Metazoa; Cnidaria; Anthozoa; Scleractinia; Pocilloporidae
Source: RefSeq, a predicted model, not a curated record